AUGGAGGUUCUCUUCAACUCGUCCUUGUUCUGCAUCAACUCGUCCUUGCUGUUCAUCUCACACAGACCACUGAACUCCAGUGGUGGAGAUAAGACCGUGUACGAGCAGUGUAGCAGCAUGCCCGCCGUGCUCCACUUCUACCUGGCGCUGCAGGCUGUCAACAUGUUCCUGGGGAUCCCUGCCAAUUUCAUGGUGCUGUGGCUCCUGUACAAGAACAAGAGUGACCCUACCACCUCAAACAUUUUCAUCCUGCAACUGGCCCUCCUGGACACCUUCUUCUGCCUCAUCUUCCCUCUGGAGCUGGCCAACAUUGUCCACCUCAAUACCAGGAGUACUUGGUAUAUACUGCGGUUCUUCUAUGGGGUCAAGGACUCAUCGCCGCUCUUCCUUUCCUGCAUCUGCCUGGACCGCUACAUGGCUGUGAUCCACCCAAUAGUUUUCACAGAUCUCAAGGACCGCUGCCACCGGGCUGUAGUUGCCACUGUCAUGUGGCUUGUCACACUGGUCUAUGCUAGUGGCAAGUGCGUGGGAUACAUUGCAAACUUUGAGGUGUUCAUAGUCAUGAUUCUAGCGGCAUUUGCUUUCAUGGUAUUCUGUAAUAUUGCAAUACUGUUGGCCCUGUGGCAGUCCAGACCAGGCCAAGACAAGGCGCAUCCUGUCAAGAAGAGAGCCUUUAAAAUGGUGCUUAUCAUAUUGGCAAUCAUUGUUUUUAACUACUUCCCUCCUGUGGCACUGUUUCCCUUUAAGCAUUACUUCUCUGAUGAUGUCUUCCACUGCUACAUCCACUACAUUGCCUUUGGCUUCAUGGACAUUAGCAGCAGCAUCCAGCCGAUGCUCUACCUGUCUAAAGACAAGAUACAGAAACCUGUUGGCUGCUGUUACUGA
Molecule: messenger RNA, 885 nt
Organism: Esox lucius (northern pike)
Lineage: Eukaryota; Metazoa; Chordata; Actinopteri; Esociformes; Esocidae
Gene: hcar2
Product: proteinase-activated receptor 3
Exons: 1
Coding region: 1-885 (294 amino acids)
Biological process (GO): positive regulation of Rho protein signal transduction; phospholipase C-activating G protein-coupled receptor signaling pathway
Cellular component (GO): membrane
Molecular function (GO): G protein-coupled receptor activity
Source: RefSeq, a predicted model, not a curated record